Messenger RNA from Notodromas monacha, 1899 nucleotides. NCBI's taxonomy places the organism in Eukaryota, Metazoa, Arthropoda, Ostracoda, Podocopida, Cyprididae. The record is from the annotation of a GenBank genome assembly.
UGACACUCGAUGUACCCGCGGAAAUAAAAGGGACUUCUGCUGAAAGACGUUCGUAACUUGUGCCUGAGUAUACUAAGCAGUGGCUGCGUGAACUUGUGACGAAAUUUUACUGCUCGACAUUUUUCGAACAUGAGGAAGCUGACUUUGAUAUUGCUGAUGAGCUGCAGCGUUGCAGUAAUAAGAGCCGAUUUACGGGAUACCUUCCACUCCAUCUCGAAGCACCCCUUGGGUCAUUAUAUAACAUACGAAGAAGCACUGCAAAAAAAAUUGCUCAAAGGCAGCCCAGAAAUAUGCGUGGGUGACGCGAGCAUGCCAGGUUCAAGUUCCGCCUACGGUUGCUGCAUGGGAACGGAUGCUAACUCUCCGUGCUUCUUCUCCACGCCUGAAAUGUCUACCCUGCUGAAAAAUUUCCUGUCGAGGCCUCUGAUACAACCACUCGAUGACCCUCUCACAUUUUUGUCAAAUGACAUCACCCCGUAUGUUGCGCAGAGAUUCAAACGAGACACGAGCAAUUCUACCUCCGUGAAGACCAAAAGGCACGAUCGUGCCGAAGGGAAUAGGUUUCGGCAAGGUAAACUGGGCGGGUUUGGAUUUCGAGGGAAUGGGGAAGAACAGAGACGCGGACACGAUGAUGACAAAGAAGACAGGGACGAUGGAGAACACAAGGAAGACGGAGAACACAGGAAAGAUGGAGAACGCAAGGGACAUAGAGGACGCCACGAACACGAAGAACACAGGGGAAAUGAAGAAGAGGACGAAGUAGAAGAGGAAGGCGGAGUACAAGAAGAGGAAGGCGGAGGAGACGAAGAGGAAGGCGAAGCAGAAAACGAGGAAGGCGAAGCAGAAGAAGAGGAAGGUGAAGCAGAAGAAGAGGAAGAUGCGGUAGAAGAUUCCGAAGAUGAAGGACAGGAAGACGAGGGAGGCGAAGGAUACGAAGAAUCAGAAGAAAUUGUGGAAGAAUCAGCAGAAAACACAUAUGAUUAUGAAUCAGAGGGAUCCGACAGGGGUGGCUUUGAAGAUGAAUUGAAUCGUCAUGGUCGGAGCUUCAAGAAAAAUUUCCGAAAGUGCCACAGUAAAGUCAAUCACGAAUAUGAACACUGGGCAAAGCAGGCAACAAACGCUUUACAGGAAGCGCCUGAUGGAUAUUCUCCUAGAUUUUUUGAACUCUGCCCUGUCAAAACAUCUGUAGUGUAUCCUAGAGAAGCGCAAUCGUGCGAUGCCUCAGAAGGCACAGACUGGCUUCGAGCCGUUCCUGUGCUGCAAUGUCCUGGAGCUUACAUGCCAAUAGAGAUUGUGGAGUGCGACUGGAGCUUGGUCGAAGUAAUUUCUCAGUUCAUAUGUGGGAUUCGCUGCGUACAGCAAUACUCAUUGGUUCAAGUGAUGUCUCAAGAUCCGGAGAGUUUAACUAUGCGAUGGCCUUUUGUCCAACGGGCUUCGGGGUGUGCUGCAUUCAUUGAUUAUGACGGUGUGAUUACGGAAUCAGAAGGAGAGAAUGAUGACAACAGCAAUGCCGAUGAAAAUGAAAACAAGGAAUUACCAGAGGAAAAUGAAUCGGAAGUGGAAUCUGCACAGGGAGAGGGAGCAUCAGAAGAUCGGGAACCUGCGAGUGGCGAAGGCGAUACGGCCGAGGUUAGCAAUGUUAAAGUGAAUAUUUCCAUGGAAUCUCCUGCCAGUUUUCCGGGAGAACUCCCGGAGGCAGAUGAUUCAACUCACAUCGUUCUUCCCAUUGAUUAUUCAUCAGUGAAUCGCAGGAAGGAAGCUAAAUUCUUCAAUGACGAUCAAAGGCAACGGGGAAAAUAUAACUAUGACAAGGAUUUUAUUGCUGAUCGAGGAAACCCGAAGAUAAUUGGGAUAGCCAAAACUUCGAUUCACAAAAUGCAAGUGAAUGCCGUCAAUUAG